This is a messenger RNA of Neoarthrinium moseri, 735 nucleotides long. RefSeq lists its product as uncharacterized. The coding region runs from base 1 to 735 and encodes 244 amino acids. The transcript has a single exon. NCBI's taxonomy places the organism in Eukaryota, Fungi, Ascomycota, Sordariomycetes, Amphisphaeriales, Apiosporaceae. The record is from RefSeq and is a predicted model, not a curated record.
AUGUCACAGACACGUAUCCUGCCGAUGUAUCCGCCGACGGAUCGUAUAGGAGACGAUCAGAAACGUGAAAGAUGGUCGUCGCAAGUGAAACAGGUAGUGUGGUCCCAGAAUUAUCCACAAAGGCGCAAACCUAUCCUUACUAACUAUUGGAUUGAGGAUGAGCUGAAGAACCGUGGUCUCGUUGGCGAUAGCACACCACCAGCUGUAGCUAGUCAAAUCCUCGAAGAAAGGCGAAGCCUGACGGACGGGGAACGAUUGAUCAUGAGAAGGCUGACUGAAGUCGAAAACGAUAACUCCCGGCUGAAAACGAUGUACAACCAGGUCAGCAACGGUCUGAUGACUUUGCGAGGAUGGUUUGAUGGAUCGACCAAGGAACGACCUCGAAAUGCGGCAUCACAGAGGCUGGAUCGCAUACGAAGGGAACUCGAUGCCCUGACAAGUGAAUAUCGAGCCCGCCAUCCGGAUUAUACAGGUCUUGAAAGGGUUUCAUCGCCAGAGAGUCCUUAUAGUCGAGCACUUCAUCACUUACGACGGCCGGAUUCUCAGGUGCAUCGAGGCGUGAGAGGAAUGAACAAGGAAGUUGACGCGCUGAUCGCGACCUGUAAAUCAUGCGAGCAUCAAGACAUACUCGUGGAUUGGACCUAUGUACAGAGACUAUUCUUCUUGGCUGUAUAUACUCUCGUGGUGUUGGUCAUUUUGCUCAACCUCGGGUUCGAGCUAGACUUGAUUGAUUAG